Molecule: messenger RNA, 1672 nt
Organism: Sebastes umbrosus (honeycomb rockfish)
Lineage: Eukaryota; Metazoa; Chordata; Actinopteri; Perciformes; Sebastidae
Gene: tamalin
Product: trafficking regulator and scaffold protein tamalin
Exons: 8
Coding region: 207-1346 (379 amino acids)
Molecular function (GO): protein binding
Source: RefSeq, a predicted model, not a curated record
CCUCUUCUUGCUCCUCCUCUGUCUCCUCCUCCUCUGUAGAGUCAACAGUUGUCUCCACGUUGUGUUUCAGUCUCUAGUUGGUCUUCAGAGUUUCUGAGUCUCUGAGAGGUUUGAGAGUUUAGUCUGGGUUCUGAUCCGGUUUCUCUGAUCUGGGUUCUGAUCCGGUUUCUCUGAUCUGGGUUCUGAUCCGGUUUCUGUGAUCCAUCAUGACGUUCCGGAGGCUGAAGAAGGUGAACUCCAGCGGACCGGAGACCGGACCCGCAGUCCGGGACACCGACGUCUAUUUCCCCUCAUCACGGUCCGACAGCUCCCGGUUACCGGCGGACUCCUCCCGGUUACCGGCGGACUCCUCCUCGGAGGUGUACAGCUACCGGACUCUGGCUUACUCCGGAGGGACGCUGCCCCGCAGCUACCGGAAGGGCGGCGGGCUGCAGACCUGGAAACCGCUAACGCUGCCACCAGAACCACAAAGGAAGUUGGUGGUUCUGGAGAAGAAGGAAGAGGAGACGUUUGGUUUUGAGAUCCAGACGUACGGGCUGCACCACCAGGACCAGAACUCGGUGGAGAUGUGCACGUUUGUGUGCAAAGUGCACGAUGACAGUCCAGCCCAGCAAGCGGGACUUAGAGUUGGGGACACCAUCACCAGUGUGAACGAGGUCACCGUGGACGGGUUUCGGCACCAGGAGAUCGUUCAGCUCAUCCGGGCCUGUGGCGACACGCUGAGGCUGGAGACGGUCUACAGUGACUCCAUCAGGAAAGCGGAGCUGGAAGCGCGGCUGCAGUAUCUGAAGCAAACUCUUCAUGAGAAAUGGGAUGAAUAUCGCUCGCUGAUGGUGCAGGAGCAGAGGCUGGUUCACGGAAUCGUGCUGAGCGACGCCGCGGUCUACGAGUCCCUGGAGUCGGCAGGCAUGUACGGCAGCCUCGGCACUCCCAGCCCCGCCGCUCAGAGAGCUCUCCGCUGCACCGGCAGCACCAGCAGCAGCGCCAGCUUUCUCAGCACCGCCACCGAGGACGACCCUCUCUACCAGACCUGCCCGUACCGGGAGGACGGUGGCGUGGACUCGGACGGCACAGACAAGAAGAAAGAGCAGCAGCAGCCGCAGAAGAAGCAGCAGCGCCUCCGACCGGCCAGCGAGCUCUUCAGCACGGCCAAGACGCAGUUGACCCGCAGCGCCAGCACACGCAGCCACAUGAGAGGACCUUCGUCCUCGUCCACCUCGGGGGACAAGCAGGGAGGAGUCAGCUCGCUGCAGAGGAAGCCCAAACAGAAAAGCUUCCGCAGGCGCAUCCUCAAAUUCAUCCCGGGCUUGAACCGCCCGUUGGAGGAGGAGGAGAGCAAACUGUGAGCCGUCGGCCGAGACGUCGCCGACCCAAAGACUGAAAGCACCAAACCACCGAAGAAGAGUGAAGAGAAAGAACAUGUGUCUCCGGUCUGCAGCGGUUCACAGCUGUACAUAACUUCCUUUAGUUCUUUAACUUAUUUAUUUAUUUGAUCUGCUCUUUGUCCACUUUUACUGCAUGCACCGUCUUUUAUUCUGACCGCCGAGUCGACGGCGUGUUUGUGCAACGCCACAUUUUGUAAGUUUGAUUUUUACUUUGGAUGAUUCCUGUUGAUCCUGUUUCAUGUUGAAGUCACGGCUCCUAAAAAUAAAAAUGUGUCAUUUUCAGAUUA